UUCAUGAAUGUUUGUGAAUAAAUAAUCGGAUAAAUAAAAUCCAAAUCGCCUUUAUUUCAUGAUUUAAAAUUUAAUUGUAACAUUUAUUUAUACAUACAGUCAAUGUUAUGUUGACCUAAGUGAUAUGUGUAGUUAUAAAUUGUGGGACAAGAAGUGCGUUAUUUGGGUGUUACUCUGACAUGUCUUUCAUUUGAGAAUUCCUAAAUAGACCUUUCAUGUCGGGGCCGUGUAUAAAAAUAACAUUGGUUGAUGCGACCGUCGACCGGUCUGACUUCAGUGCCUGAUUCAGUCUGCGUCUCCAUUCACGAUGACUUCUAAAAUGCAUAUCCUGGGUACUUUAUUACUGGCGUUAGGAGCAACUGCCACAACAUUUCAAGGAGGUAUUCAAACUGAUCAAAACUUGCCACCAAGGCCAAAGGAAGGUGGAAUAGAUACGCGAUACUGUGAGUUCUACAAUGGAACUUCACCUGAUACAUGCGAUUCCACAGAGAAUUCGACCUGCCCACCUCAACCUAUCAUCAAAGAUGCUUGUCAACCUAUCGAAGCAUACAAGAGUAACCACUGCUUUGUCAUCUGGUACUAUGAUAAUACCACUAAUAAGGCAACAGUCCAGGUAAAGGGAUGUUUCAUUGACACCGUCGCUUGUAACCAGCGGGCAUCGAGAUGUCGCAUUCACAACAACAAGCGUCCACUGCUUCAUUGCUGCUGCGAAGGCGAUAUGUGUAAUGCAAACAUGACAUUUCCUGGAUACGAAGCCGGAAUGUCUACUUCGACUGAACCACCUCCUGAGAGAAUUCCUACAUCUCCUUUGCCGACCCCCGACAGCGACACGAACGCCGUUAUUGCCUACAUUUUGACACCGCUGUUUCUGCUGUUCGCUUUACUAGUCGGAUGCUACUUUUUGUACAGAAAAAGAAAAAGUAGUUCCUUCGCCGAGUUAGCGAGUGGGGAGGUAUCGUUGUCGAGACCGCCCUCGGCGGGCGGAGGCAUGGAGGAGGCCGGCGGAUUGCUGGGCCAAGUUACGCUGUGCGAAGUGCGCGCUCGCGGACGCUUCGGUGCAGUGUGGAGGGCAAAGCUCGGCCCGCGCGAUGUCGCCGUCAAAGUUUUCCCGUUACAAGACAAGCAGUCCUGGCUAGCAGAACAGAAAAUCUAUAGACUUCCUAGGAUGGAUCAUCCGGAUAUCCUGCAUUUCAUUGGGGUCGAUAAAAAAGGAGAUAAUUUGCAAGCUGAAUACUGGCUCAUCACUGCUUAUCAUGAGAAGGGCUCCCUCUGUGACUACCUGAAGGCGCACACGUUGACGUGGGCUGAGGCGUGGCGGGUGGCUGCCGGUGUGGCUCGGGGUCUCGCUCACUUGCACGAGGAAGACGGUGGGAAGCCCGCAAUCGCCCAUCGCGACUUUAAAUCUAAGAAUGUCCUCCUGAAAGCGGACUUGAGCGCAUGCAUUGCUGACUUUGGCCUGGCCUUGGUGUUUGUCGCGGGGCACGGCUGCGGCGAUGCCCACGGUCAGGUCGGGACCAGGCGGUACAUGGCGCCCGAGGUCCUCGACGGAGCUAUCAACUUCACGAAGGAUGCGUUUUUGAGAAUAGACAUGUACGCUUGCGCGUUGGUCCUAUGGGAAAUUGUUUCAAGAUGCAUCGAAGGCGGCAUUGAUCCAGCGGCGCAAUAUCGUUUGCCUCUCGAGGAGGAGGUGGGUUCACAUCCCGGCCUUGAGGAGAUGCAGGAGACUGUUGUUCAAAGGAAAAUGAGACCGCAAAUACAGCCGCAAUGGCGAAAUCACCCCGGUCUGGCCGUACUGUGUGACACGAUGGAGGAGUGCUGGGACCACGACGCGGAGGCGCGGCUGUCGGCGUCGUGCGUGCUCGAGCGCGUCGCGACGCAGCGCCCCGCCCCGCCGGCCCCGCCCCCCGCCGCCACGCCCGACACCACGCCCCUCCUCAUACACGAGCUCGCGUGAUCGCCGAAGCGCGGCGACGAACUGCCGCUUAUACUGCUGUAAGUGUUGAGGGAGCCAAUACAUAAUAUAAGUACGAAAAAUAUACUCGGUUCCAAAUCAUUUUUGAUAUAAUCAGUUUGAUCGCCUAAAAUGGCCAAAAAUGAAUUAAAACUGAAAUGGUAUUGAUGCUGUUAUAAGAGUUAGAAGUUUAUAAACUACAUACAUAGAAAAUAUAUUAUUGAAACACAACAUUUAUAAUAUAACAAUGAUACCAAUGAUAAAUAAUAAUAAUAGGGUUUGGUUGUUUUCAUAAAAUCGCUCACUUGGUUUGGUCAGUUUUGUGAUUGGCGAUGUAAACGAAUCUAAUGCUAAGUACUCACAUACGGUUUUACUCGAUCGAGCAAUCACGU
Messenger RNA from Aricia agestis (brown argus), 2343 nucleotides. Its product is annotated as activin receptor type-2A-like. Bases 308 to 1954 code for a protein of 548 amino acids. Gene Ontology annotation, biological process: cellular response to growth factor stimulus; activin receptor signaling pathway; protein phosphorylation. The record is from RefSeq and is a predicted model, not a curated record. The transcript has 5 exons. Gene Ontology annotation, molecular function: activin receptor activity; activin binding; metal ion binding. Gene Ontology annotation, cellular component: activin receptor complex; plasma membrane. Lineage: Eukaryota; Metazoa; Arthropoda; Insecta; Lepidoptera; Lycaenidae.